AUGUCCAGUGACCUGAGAUCUAAAUUUGAAUUAGAACCAAAUCCUUUUGAAAGAUCAUUUGCAACUAAAGAAUCAUCAUUAUCAAUAAGUACAACAACUGGUCAACAAUCAAGAAAUGAAUCAAGUUCAGAAAUAGAAACAACAGGUAAUAGUUCACAUCAUUCAAAUCAAAUAAUAAAUAAUAAUCAUGUUGAUUCCAUAAGUAAACAUAGUAAUCCAUCAUCUUUUGUAAAUUUACAACAAGCUUCUCAAAAUCAACAACAACAACCUAUAAUACCACCAUCACAACAACAAAUAAUACAGGUACCAACAUCAACUAAUAAUAGUAAUGGACAACAACAGAAAUUACCAGGUAUAACACCUCCAUUAUUUACACCAGGUGGAAGAAGGCUACCACCAUUAGAUCAAACUUCAAAUCCUGGAACUCCAACUACAAAUUUAUGGAACAGUUUAAUAAAUGUAUCAAAUAAUCAACAACAACCAAGUCAUGUACCACCUCCUCCAUCAUCAAAUCAUUUACCUCAUCAACAAAAUCAACAACAACAACAAAAUUAUAAUCAAUUUAUAUCAUCAAUGAGAAAAACAGGUUUAACUCCAAACGAAUCAAAUUUAAGAUCUGGUUUAACUCCAGGUGGGUUUAAUUUUGGGGUUGUACCAGGUUUAUCAACUCCUGGAGCUUUAUUAAAUGGUCCUAUAACUCCAGGUUUAUCAAGUUUAUUAGGAUUAUCAUCUGGAAGUAAUUCUUUAAUGAUGAAUUUAAAUAAUAAUGGCAUUCAUAAUCAAGCACUUCCUUUAAGUCAACCACAAUCUCAACCUCAAAUGCAACCACAACCUCAAUUACAACAACAACCACAACCACAACCUGCUCAAAGUAUACCUGACUCACAACCUCAAAUACCAUAUCAACAUCCACCUGCUCAACCACAUGUUCAAUCAUCUUCUAAUCAUUCAAUGUAUUCGACCCAUGAGUCACCAACUAUUCCACAACAAUCGCAACCUUCGGAGAAUCAACCAAAACCUGCAAUUCCAAAUUCUAAAACACAAUCCCCAAAUCAUGAAGACAUAACUAAUAAAACAAAAUCUGAAGAAAAUGGAACUAGUGAAAAACCAACAAGAAAACGUAAAAACACAGGAACUAAACAAUCAACUACCACUAAAAAACCGAGAGCACCAAAGGUGAAAAAAUCAAAAUCAAGUACAGAAACUACAGCUAAUGAACCACCUCAAAACGAAACUGAAAAAGAAAACUCAAAAGAUAACGAAAAUAAUGAUAAAAAUGGUGAUUCAAAUUCAAAAGAUGAAAAACCAAAAUUAAAUAAAAGAAAAUCAUCAAAUGAUGAAGAAAAAAGAAAAAACUUUUUAGAAAGAAAUAGAGUUGCAGCUUCAAAAUGUAGACAAAGGAAAAAACAAUUAAUUCAAAAAAUGGAAGAUGAAUUAUCUUUUUAUUCAAAUGGUUAUAGAGAAUCAAGUGCUCAAGUUGCUCAAUUAAGAUCUCAAUUAAUUAAUAUAAAAAAUAUUUUAGUAGCUCAUAAAAGUUGUCCAUCACUAGCUCAAUAUUGUGGAGGAUUUGACAAUUUAACAAAUAUUAUACAAGAAGCUAAUUUUGCAACUGAAGCAACUGAAAGUGCUCAACAAAAUAUUAGUUCAAUUCCAUCUACUAUACCAACUACUUUGAAUCAGAUAUAG
Molecule: messenger RNA, 1686 nt
Organism: Lodderomyces pseudojiufengensis
Lineage: Eukaryota; Fungi; Ascomycota; Pichiomycetes; Serinales; Debaryomycetaceae
Gene: SKO1
Product: Sko1p
Exons: 2
Coding region: 1-1686 (561 amino acids)
Biological process (GO): regulation of transcription by RNA polymerase II
Molecular function (GO): RNA polymerase II cis-regulatory region sequence-specific DNA binding; DNA-binding transcription factor activity, RNA polymerase II-specific
Source: RefSeq, a predicted model, not a curated record